AUGGCUGAUGAACCACUGUAUCCAAUAGCGGUGCUUAUAGACGAGUUGAAAAAUGAUGACAUCCAAUUGCUGUUGAACUCAAUUCGCAGGCUGUCGAUGAUUGCGCGUGCGCUUGGGGAGGAGCGAACGCGUAGAGAAUUGAUUCCGUUUUUGACAAAAAAUAACGAUGAUGAGGACGAAGUGCUUCUUGCGAUGGCGGAAGAGUUGGGAGUUUUCAUUCCUUAUGUUGGUGGAGUGGAGCAUUCUAGUGCAUUGUUACCGCCUUUGGAGGCAUUGUGUAGUGCAGAGGAGACGUGUGUGAGGGAUAAAGCUAUUGAGUCACUUUGA
Messenger RNA from Lathyrus sativus (Indian pea), 327 nucleotides. The record is from the annotation of a GenBank genome assembly. NCBI's taxonomy places the organism in Eukaryota, Viridiplantae, Streptophyta, Magnoliopsida, Fabales, Fabaceae.